Dryobates pubescens (Downy woodpecker) is the source of this 2459-nucleotide messenger RNA. RefSeq names its product glycoprotein Ib platelet subunit alpha. Lineage: Eukaryota; Metazoa; Chordata; Aves; Piciformes; Picidae. The record is from RefSeq and is a predicted model, not a curated record. Bases 21 to 2141 code for a protein of 706 amino acids. Gene Ontology annotation, molecular function: protein binding. The transcript has 2 exons.
UCGGCUCUCCCCUCCAGGCCAUGUGGGUCCCUGCCCGGCUCCUGCUCCUCCUCCCAGCCCUGCUGCCCCCAGCCAGCACCGCAGACCCGGACCAGCCCUGCCCUUCAGAGAUAAACAAGGUGAAGGACUUGCUGGAGGUGAACUGCACAGAGCAGGGUCUCAGCAAGGUGCCCUCAGGCCUGCCCAAGGAGACUGGCAUCCUGCUGCUCAGCACCAACCGCUUCACCUCCCUCGCCCUCUCCGACUUGGUGCCCCUGGCCCAGCUGCGGGACCUGGACCUGUCCCACAACGAGCUGGCGGCUCUGCACACUGGGCCCCUGCUGCAGACCCUGCAGGAGCUGAUUCUGUCCCACAACGAGCUGCAGGAGCUGCCCACCCUGCAGGGCCUGCCCUCGCUCACCCACCUGGCCCUGGCCCACAACCGCCUGGCAGCGCUGCCGCCGGGGGCGUUCCGCGCCGUGUCGCGGCUGCAGGACCUGGACCUGCGAGGGAACCAGCUGAGGACGCUGCCCCCCAGGGCCUUCGAAGGGCUGGGGGCACUCAAGGACUUGGACCUCUCGGACAACCUGCUGGAGGAGCUGCCGCAGGAGCUGCUGCAGGAGCUGCGGGCGCUGGUGACGCUGUGGCUGUCGGGGAACCGCCUGCGGAGCCUGCCCGACGGCUUCUUCCCCGAGGGGCACAUCUUCAUGUACGUCUUCCUCACCGAGAACCCCUGGCACUGCGACUGCAGCCUGCGCUACCUGCGCCUCUGGAUCCGCCACAACGAGGACAGCGUCUACCAGCCCGAGAGGGGCCUGGAGAAGACCAAGGUGGAGGUGGCCCCCGAGAAGGUUCUGUGCCACAGCCCCGCCGAGCACCGGCACAAACCUAUCCUCCACUUCCGACCCGACUGCGGCGCCGAGGGGGAUGCGGAUGAGGAGGAAGAGGAAGACUACUAUGAUGGGGAAGUGCCGGUGAAGAAAGCUGCCGCGGCCACCUCGCCCUCCUCUCGGCCCAGCCCCCAGGAGAGCACUGCUGUGACCCCACCUCUCCUCCCGGCCACCACCCCUCCCGUCAGCACCCCUCUGAGCGCCACCCUUGCCCCGAGCACGUUGUUGGCAAUGCUGACAAGCACCAGAGCCCCCAGUCCCACCACUCCUGUGCCCCCCAGUCCCACCCCCAGCACUGCUGCCAUUCCCAGCACUGCUCCCACCAGCACCCCACACAGACUCACCACCCUCACCUCCACCACCCCACUAACAACCACCAUGAGCACCACACACCCCAGUACCAGCAGCUGUCCCCACACCACCCUUGCCACCAGCACCACCACCACCUUCACCACUCCCACGGUGUCCACUGGCACUUUUGUCACCACCCCUAUGGCAGUGCCUUCCACAGCCAUGCCAGAGACCUCUUCCACUGUCAGAGCUCCACCUCCUCCUCUGACAUCCGCCACACCACUGCUCUCCAGCACCCUGCUUCCCACUCACACCCCACCAGCACCCCUGGGCACCACACACUUCACCCACCCUGCACCUUCCCCUGCCCCUGUCCCCCUCUGCCCAUGCUCCACCCAGGGACCAGCUGUGCUCUUGAUGCGCUCCCAGGCAGGGGCAGGGGGUCCGCAGUGGGGGCAGUGGGUGCUGAGGCACUGCUGCCUGUUGCACUGGGGGCUCUACCUGGCUGCCUUGGUCCUGCUUGUCCUGAUCAUGCUGGCCCUAGCAGGCUGCCUGGCAUGGAUGUGUCUGGUGGGACGGAGCUCCUGGCACAAGUCCUGGCAGACCCAAGAGGCUCAGUAUCCACUGCUGAACUGGAGGGAGUCAGCAGGAAGCCCUGAGGUGCAUCCCAGCAGCUCUGAGAGCCACAUCCAGCUCCACACCUUCUGUACCAUCAAGGAGGUAGAGCUGUGCCCCGAGGUCACUUACUGCACCAUCAAAGACCUGGGCUUCCAGCGCCCUCCUCCUGCACCUUCCUCCUUCCGCACCACAAAGGAGCUCUGGGUCCACCAUGGUCCUCCAGAGGCUUCAUUCAAAUCCUUCUCCAAGAAGCUGAUGGUGACAAACCUCAGCUCCCUGAGGACCCCUUCUGCUUACAGCCUGGACAGGGGGGUCAAGGCCAUGGGUGCUGUCAGAGUGAAAUACUCUGGCAACACCUUGUGAGGUGAGAGAGAGAGCCAGGGUGAACUCUGCUUGCCCAGGGAGAAGCCACCCAGCUCCUCCCUCCAGCAUCCAGCCCUCACUCCCACUGAGGUUCCUACAGCUGCAGUAAUCACCUGGGGACUUGGCAGGGACAGAAGAUGUCCAAGGCUGGGCAGCCACAGCUUGGAGCUGCCUCUGGCUGGUGUCAGGGUGAGUGUGGAGAACCCAAGCAAACUCUGUGCUCCCUGCCCCAGCUGCUUCUGGCCAGGUGAUGCCCAGGAGGCUGAGUGAUGCUCCUGGCCCAAGCCAGCUUGUUAAGCACAGAAUAAAUGUUCUCUU